Nylanderia fulva is the source of this 1986-nucleotide messenger RNA. RefSeq names its product DUF1676 domain-containing protein Osi23 (gene Osi23). The record is from RefSeq and is a predicted model, not a curated record. NCBI's taxonomy places the organism in Eukaryota, Metazoa, Arthropoda, Insecta, Hymenoptera, Formicidae. Gene Ontology annotation, cellular component: membrane.
CGCAGUGCACCGCGACCAGUGUGUCCGUUGUAUCGAAGAUAUCUUGGAAGAGGAGUGCCCAAUCUUUCUCCAGAAAAGAAAGAGGGGAGAAAAUUAAUUCACCGCAGCACUCAAAACAUCGAUAUCCGCCGGUCCCGAGAGAGGCUCGCACGCACGAUUUAAAUACAGAUGCACCCCCGUGCCCUCCACGUCCUCGCCCUCGCACUGACUGCCGUCGUAAGGGCAGAUUGCGACGACAAGGUGAGAUGGUAUUCCGGAUUACGGUCGAUGCUGAAAAAUUGCUCGCCGGAGUCCCGGAACAAUUCCGGCCGGGAUGAGAAGUUGCUGGAGAUCUUCAAGGGCUGCGUCCAGCAGAGGAUCGCCGACACCCUAGACGUCUUCCUCGACGACGACGUCAUCCCGAUAAUCGAGGGCCUCGACUUGAUACGAUUUCGUCCAACCGCCAAAAACAGUACGGAAUCCAAAUCUACAGGAGAGAGCGCCGGCUGGUCGGCGAUUAUUUGGAAUCGAUUGGCUCGCGUAUUGCGGACUCACGCUUUCAAAGUCGACGUCGAACGCAUGUUUAGCAUCGCAGCCUCCUCGUCCGAUCUUGAGUCCAACAGUAAUGUCGUCCAAAGUCGAAGACGUCACCGACAUCGACACCGUCACCGUCAUCACAUGCUGCCGCUGAUGAUGAUAGGCCUGCUACUGAUGGGUUCGAUCCUAGUACCGAUGGGCUUCCAGUUUCUCGCGGUGCUGGGCGGCAAGGCAUUGAUCCUCGCCAAAAUGGCCCUGAUAUUGUCCAGCAUACAGGGCCUAAAAAAGAUAGCCACGAGCGGCGUCGGUUAUGGAUUGUACCACGUUCAUGACAGGAGCUCUCAGGUGCUCCCCCAAGAAAAUGAGAAUCAGUUAUUCGUGCCUCCGCAUCUUUAGUUCUUUUCUCGUCAAGUAAGAGAGUAGUAGAUAUACAAAUUAUUCAAGGAGAAGUAUUCUUCCAACGCGUUAUUGUACCUUCGAUAAAAAUGAAGGAGACAAAUCAGCCAUUGCGCACAGUCGGCAUUACUUUCUGAUAAUUCUGAAUUAUUCAUUGGCGAAGGGUCCUUGAAUUUUAUUAAUAAUCACGUACACGCGAAUCUCUCGUGACCUUUAUUUUUUCUCCGUCAAUAUUUUACUAUCGCCGCCCAGCAAAUUAUCCAAUUAAGCAAAAGUAUUUUCUCUAAAAUCUUGUUUGUUGAUGAUGACAUUAAACAUAUUGAAAAGUUCAAAAUAAUUUGUCCGAUUUCAAAUGACUAUAUAUUUUUGAAUCUUAUAAUACACAGUAAGGUAUCGACCAAAAAAAAAACUUUUGUCUCUUAUCUUUUAUACAUUAGAAUCUUUAAUACUCCCCUUCCUAAAAAGAAAAGGUGAUAAGUGAUAAUAAAAUAUAUUACUACUAAAAAAUUACAUUCUAUUCAUUAAACUUAUUUUGUCAAUAAUAUUUUAAUAAAUUAUAAGGGAGGAUUAAAACUUCCUCAGAGCUGAGUCCUUAAUAUAAUAUACGUUAAGGACAUCAAGGAAAUCUGUAGAAUCCUUAUAAUUACCACUUUUUUCUUUUGGGGAUUAAGAGAAUAUGGUUAUAAGGUGAGAGACAAAACUUGGACAAUUUUUCUUCUUUGAUUGAUGUAUUUUGUUAAUUCACUAAUCAUUUAUAAACCGUAAAAAUAAAUAAGUCAUUUGAAAUGAGAUUAAUUAUUUUGAGUAAUCUUUUAUAUUAGGAUAUAUAGUUAUGUAUCGCCGAGAUAGAUUUCGAGAAUAUAGAUUAGACGAUAAAAUGUUUUCUUUUUUUUAAUUUGAAUAUUAAUAAAGCAUUAAUAUUGCUUGUGAUUUUAAUUGCUAUUCUGAAUUUGACAAACUGACGCGAGUACGAAACUGACAAUCAAGGAAUCUCGUAAACCUGAAAAAUCUGAUUUUGAUGAAACUUUAUAUAUCAAGAGACACGGUAGUGUCUCGCGACCAGUUAAGGGCGUA